AUGGUCAAUAAUUCAUCAAAUGAAGAGUUAAACCUCAUAUCGGAUGCACAACAACAAAUUGAGGAACAAAGUUCAAAACAAGAUAUACCAUCAGAUGAAGAUUUUCAUAGUAUAAACAAUGUAUCACAUCCGUCAAGUCCACAACUAAAUAAUUCUAAUAAUGAAUCUAAAUUACCUUCCAAUACAAUUUAUUCAAAUAAACUACAAUCAGAUUUAGAUGUUUCAACUACAGCAACUUUAAGUAAAAACAAUUUAACUAAGUCCAUAUCAGAUAUGGGGAUUUAUCAACAACAUAUACCUUCAAAUUAUCAAUACAAUAAACAUGAUGAAUCAAUAUUUGAUGAUGAAAAAUUAUUUCCAUGUUUACCUACGAGUAAUAUACACGAAGAUUUAGUCAAAUUUGAUGAAAAAAAUUCAGAAUUAAUUAAUAAUGCUACAAUUAAAGCAUUAAUAGUACAAAUGACUUCACCCGAAGUAAUUGAUUAUAAUCUUAUUUGUGAUUUUUUUUUAACUUAUAGAAUGUUUUCAAAUGGUUAUGAUAUAAUGAAAUUAUUAAUGACAAGAUUAAUAUGGUCAUUACAAUAUAUAAGUUCAGGUACAGAAUUUAAUAUUAAAAUUGGUAAAUUAGUAUUAUUAAGAACUUUUGUUGUAUUAAGACAUUGGAUUAUAAAUUAUUUUGUAGAUGAUUUUAAUAAUAAUUAUCAAUUAUGUGAUUUAUUUUCAAAUACAAUUAAUGAUUUAAUAAAUGAAUCAAAUUUAAUACGGGAAAAAAACAAUGAUAAUUAUUUUUUCAUCACAAAGAUAUUUGGAGAUUUAAAAACACAUUGGUUGAAUUUAAUUAAUGAAUUUUGGUCACUUAAUAUCGAUUUGGAAUCAAUUACUAAUAAAUAUCCAUAUUCAUUGCCAUUAGCAAAAGAUUUAAAUAAUUGUAAAAAACUUUCAAAAUGUAAUACUGAAAUGUCAAUUCAUACAAAUCCUUCAUAUCGACGUUCAGCAAUGCUUUCAUUAUAUGAUCAAAAAAUUCAUUAUAAAACAUUGAUUUUCAAUGAUGAUUCUCAUGAGGAAGAAAAUCCUCAAUAUUCAAUUAAUAACCUACUCUUACAACAUCAAUCAUCAAGACUUUCAAUAAAUAAUAAAAUUCAUGAAAUUCAACAACAACAAAAAAAAUUGACUAAAUCACCUACUUUUUCAACUUCAUUUAUUUCAAAAUCAUCACCAGCAAUUACUUAUGGUGGUGGAAAUAUGUCUCAAACUCCAACUACAUCUAUCAAAAACGCACCAAAGAAGAAUAAACGAGCAUUAGCUCAAUCAACAAGACAUAAUCGAAUGGAUAUCAAAGAUUCAGCAUUAGAAUUGAAAAAAACAAAAGCGAUAUCAAUUGAUAAUGAAGAUGAAGAAGAAAAAGAAAAUUCUGAUGUGAUAAGGACUCCAAAGAAAUCUGGUAAACAUGAUACUAUUGGGUUUUCAACAAAUGGUAAUAUUAAACUUCCGACAUCUAAAGUCACAAAAAUUGUACCACCAACACCUGUUAAAAAAAUGGAAUGUAACAUCUUGAAUGAUGAAUUUAAUUCACCAAGUCGAAAAAAUAGUUUUCAACCACCAACAACUGAAAGUUUAAAUGAUUAUGAAUUUGCAAGAAAAAAAUCAAUUAAAAAAUUAAUGGAAGGUUGGAAGAAAUCUUUAGUUGCACAUUCAAGAGAAUCUUUAUUUGAUAUACCGUAUUCGCAUAAAAGUUUAAGCGCUAAACCUUCUUCUGAAAAUUUGAAUCAUCUAGUCAACAAUGCAAUCAAUGUUAAGAGUGAAAUUGGAAAUAGAGUUGAUGUGUUAAGUGCUAGAAUAGUAGAUGAAUUAGAAUAUUUAAUAAGGUAUUAUAUAAGUGAUUCCAAUUCAAAUAGUAUAAUACAUGAAAUCGAUGGACAUUAUGUUGAUGAAAAUGGAGAUGAAUUUGUUGAUGUACCUGAAAGUCGACCAAUUGAUAAAGAAGUUGAUUUAAAACCUAUUGAUGUUUCACCAAAUAAUGAAAGUGAUGUUGAUAUAAAUGAUUUAUCAGAAUUAAACAUUAUUAAAAUUGAUAAUUUAAUAAAUGAAAAAGAAGAUGCAAUUCAAACAAUAAAAGUUCAAAGAAAUUUAUCAGAAAAUAUAUUAGAUGAAGUUAAUAAUUCUGCUGAAUCAUUUCAAAAACCUGCUAGUAUAAAUUGGAAUGAUGAAGAUGUAGUUGAUUUAGAAGCAUCUACUGAAAAAAUUGAAAAUACACCACCACCAUUAGGAGAAGAAGAUGAAUAUGAUGAAUUUAAUUUUACAAAAGAACUGGGACUGGGAGGAUCUAAUGUAAUAUAUAAUGAACCAAAUUUUAAUUUUCAACAAUCAAAUCAAUCAUUAGAUACAUCAACAAUAUCUACACCAAGUAAUUUUACUCAAUAUGAUGCAGAAAUUACAGAUUUAGGAAUAGCAUUAAGUCCACAACUGGGUAAACCUAAAAGAAUUAGUUUUUGUGAAAAAACAAAUAAUAAUAUUAAUAAUAAGAGAUUAUCAAUAUUAUCUAAAGGUUCUGCUAUGUCAGUUAUGAAAAGAGAUUCAAUGAAAUCUUAUUUAAGUUAUGAUUCAGCUUUUUCAAUUACAAAUGAUUCAAAUUCUUUUAAAAAUCAUAUAACAAUGAAUGAUAAUGGAUUAAAGAAAAAAACUGGAUUUAAUAAUUUACAAGAUAUUCAAAAAAUUAAUUCUAAUCAAGAAGAAUUAAAAGGUGCUAUAAAAUUAAGAUCAUCAUCACAUCUGUCAAGAAAAAGUUCUAAAAAAAGUGUUCGAUAUAGUACAUUAUAUGCAUUAAUUGAAUUACCAUUUAAUGAAGCUGAUAUUUUUAAUGAUGAUAGAAGAGCUUCAGUGGCAUCAUAUCCUGAAGUUCAUAAUAACAGUUCAAUAUUCUCAAUUGCUUUAAGAAGUAAAAAUAGUUUAAAUAGAAAAGAUCAAUUAUCAGCAGCUAUAACAGGUUCAUCAAAUAAUUCAGUUGCUAUACCAGGUAUAAGUAAUUAUGCAUUAAAAGAAUUAGCUGCUAUUCCUGAUGAAUCAAUGCAAUCAGCAGAAGAUCCAAUUGAAUUUGCAUUACAUAAAUUAGAAGGAAAAUAUCCAUCAAAGGCAACAUUGAAGAAGAAAGAUACUGAUGAUGAUCAGAACUCUAAUGUUGAAGAUGAAAAAAUUAAAAUAGAUGAUACUGAAGAUAUUUUAAAUCAAAUUAAUAAUGCACAUACAGAAGAUGCUAUUAAUAUGACAACUUUUGAAAAUCUUAGUGAUGAUACUCCAUUAACUCCAAUAAAAACUAAAACUAAACAAAAUGAUAGUUUUAUUGAAAGAUCAACAUCAACACCAGAAUCAAAUUAUAAAAUUUCAAAUUUAUUUGAAUUUCAACCACAUCAACAAAAAUUUAAUUCAUCAAUUGAAGAAUAUCAAUCCCCCAAAAUCAUCCUUGAUGGUUAUUCACCAUCAAGUGAUUUAUUAUCAGUUCAAAAUAUUAUUCAAAAUAAAUCUCAUAUAUCAUUUGUUUUAUCAUAUGAUUCAAAAACUUUAGCAAAUCAUUUUACAAUUAUAGAAAAAGAUAUGUUACAAGAAAUAGAUUGGAAAGAUUUAAUUGAAUUAAAAUGGCAAAAAGAAUUAACUCCAGUAAAUAGUUGGUUAGAAAUUAUAGUAAAUGAUGAUUAUUAUAUAAAAAAUAAAGGAGUUAAUUUAGUUAUAUCAAGAUUUAAUUUAAUGGUAAAUUGGAUUAUAUCAGAAAUUUUAUUAACAUCAAAUUCAUUGGAAAAAAUGAAUAUUAUUUCAAGAUUUAUUCAUAUUGCUCAAAAUUGUUUAAUUUUACAAAAUUUUUCAACUUUAAUGCAAAUUAUAUUAGCUUUAACUUCCAAUAAAAUUCAAAAUUUAAAAACCAUAUGGAGAAAUUUAUCACCUGGUGAUAUCUUGUUGCUUAAAAAUUUAGAAUUAUUAACUUCACCCAUAAAGAAUUUUUUAAAUUUAAGAAUUGCUAUAAAUUCAAUUAAAUCUUCAAAAGGUUGUAUACCAUUUGUUGGAUUAUAUUUAUCAGAUUUAACUUUUAAUGCAGAAAGACCAAGUAUAAUAAAAAGAAACAUCACGCAAGAAAAUGAUGAAAAUUCAAAUUCAAAUAAAUUAAUUAAUUUUUCAAAAUUUAGAACUUCUGUUCAUAUUGUAAAAUCUUUAAGUCAAUGUAUUGAAUGGUCAAUAAAUUAUAAUUUAAAAAUUGAAAAUGAAAUUUUAUCAAAAUGUUUAUAUAUACAAUCUUUAGAUGAAGAUGAAAUGAGAAUUUGUAUUGAAUCAAAUGUUUGA
Messenger RNA from Lodderomyces pseudojiufengensis, 4326 nucleotides. RefSeq names its product mitotic regulator (gene LTE1). The coding region runs from base 1 to 4326 and encodes 1441 amino acids. NCBI's taxonomy places the organism in Eukaryota, Fungi, Ascomycota, Pichiomycetes, Serinales, Debaryomycetaceae. Gene Ontology annotation, molecular function: guanyl-nucleotide exchange factor activity. The transcript has a single exon. Gene Ontology annotation, biological process: Ras protein signal transduction; positive regulation of GTPase activity. Gene Ontology annotation, cellular component: plasma membrane. The record is from RefSeq and is a predicted model, not a curated record.